Helianthus annuus (common sunflower) is the source of this 1721-nucleotide messenger RNA. Its product is annotated as UDP-glycosyltransferase 90A1. The transcript has a single exon. The coding region runs from base 6 to 1550 and encodes 514 amino acids. The record is from RefSeq and is a predicted model, not a curated record. Gene Ontology annotation, molecular function: UDP-glycosyltransferase activity. NCBI's taxonomy places the organism in Eukaryota, Viridiplantae, Streptophyta, Magnoliopsida, Asterales, Asteraceae.
AGUAAAUGCCAAUAACCACACAUUUCUCUACCGAACUUCUCAUAUAUAUAUAUAUGUUUACACACAAACACAAACACAUACAAAGUCAUAAACAAAUGGCUUCAUCACUUCCUGUUGAUUCAACACACCGCCCUCACAUCGUACUAUUUCCAUUUAUGUCCAAAGGCCACACCAUCCCGCUACUCCACCUAGCCCGCAUGCUAGUCACCCGCGGGAUCACGGUCACUAUUUUCACCACCAAAGCUAACAAACCAUUCAUUGCUCAGGUUCUUGAAACCUGCCCAGAUGGUAAUUCCAUAUCCAUCAUACACCUUCCGUUUCCUAAUAACAUUGAGGGCAUACCUCACGGUAUCGAGAGCACCGAUAAGCUACCUUCAAUGUCUCUUUUCCCCCAAUUCGUUAUCGCGACAAAACACUUGCAGCCUCACUUCGAAAUGUCACUCAAAAACCUCGGAAACGUCACAUGCAUCGUUUCCGACGGGUUUUUGAGCUGGACGCUUGCGUCCGCAAACAAGUUUGGCAUCCCUCGGCUGUCAUUUUACGGGAUGAACGCGUAUUCAGGUGCGGUGCAGCAUUCUGUGAAUGUAAACCAGAGUCUGUGGGGACCCGAGUCGGAUGAUGGAUUAAUCACCGUGCCCGGGUUCCCCUGGAUUCAAAUCACACGGAAUGAUAUUGAUUACCCAUUUACCCAACGUAACCCAUCCGGUCCCUUCCAUGACUUCAUAAUGGAGUCGAUUGCCUCAUCGGUAAACAGUUAUGGUACGAUAGUGAACACGUUCCACGAGCUGGAGCCGCGGUUUAUAGACUACAUAAACCGCAAAAUGAAGCCCACACCUUGGUGUGUAGGGCCACUGUGUUUAGCCGAGCCGUUCGGCUGCUCAGAUAAACAGCCGAACGGCUCGAACAGCUCGAAAUGGAUAACGUGGCUAGACCAGAAACUUCUCCAAGGAUGUUCUGUGUUAUACGUCGCAUUCGGGUCACAAGCCGAGAUAUCAACACAACAAAUGGAGGCCAUAUCAAAAGGUUUAGAGCAAUCCGAAGUUAAUUUCUUGUGGGUAGUCAGAAACUGCGAGUCGAAUGUUCUUAGUGAGCUCGGAGAUAAGGUAGGAGACCGAGGGAUGAUCGUGACGGAAUGGGUGAACCAAAUGGAGAUACUAAAACACGAGAGUGUGAACGGGUUCGUGAGCCACUGCGGAUGGAACUCGGUGUUGGAGAGUAUAUGUGCGGGGGUGCCGAUUUUGGCGUGGCCCAUGAUGGCGGAGCAGCCGCUGAAUGCGAGAAUGGUGGUGGAGGAGAUAAAGAUCGGGUUAAGGGUCGAGACGUGUGAUGGUUCGGUUAGAGGGUUUGUGAAGGCGGAUGGCUUGAAGAAGAUGGUUAAGGAGUUGAUGGAGGGUGAGAAGGGGAAAGAGGUGAGGAAAAGGGUUAAGGAGGUUGGCGCGGCCGCGAAGGCAGCGGUGGCGGACGGUGGUUCGUCGUGGCGGACGUUGAACGAGCUCAUAAAUGAGGUGGAGAGUGUUAGGAAUAAGGGGAAGAGCGAUGGAGAGAUGUGAAUUUAUGGGUGGUUGUUAAAUACUUUAAUAAUACACUUGCUUAGAAUUGAUCACUUGUAUUAAUGGUGAUAACUAGUUGAGUGGAUCCUAGGUUAUAUGUAUGGUGUUUUAUUGAAAUGGUUAAUAAUGAAGUGAAAUAGAGUGUGAAGUGAAGGGUGGUGUUGGAAAAAA